Wallemia ichthyophaga EXF-994 is the source of this 1086-nucleotide messenger RNA. RefSeq names its product putative aspartate-semialdehyde dehydrogenase. Gene Ontology annotation, biological process: L-threonine biosynthetic process. Bases 1 to 1086 code for a protein of 361 amino acids. NCBI's taxonomy places the organism in Eukaryota, Fungi, Basidiomycota, Wallemiomycetes, Wallemiales, Wallemiaceae. The transcript has a single exon. The record is from RefSeq and is a predicted model, not a curated record. Gene Ontology annotation, molecular function: NADP binding; protein dimerization activity; aspartate-semialdehyde dehydrogenase (NADP+) activity.
AUGUUAAAGGGAGAAUACAAAGUUGGUGUACUUGGUGCUACGGGGACAGUGGGACAGAGAUUUAUACUUCAUUUACACAAUCAUCCUUUCUUUAAGCUUGUGGCUUUGGGUGCCAGCUCACGCUCUGCGGGGAAGGCGUAUAGAGACGUAACCAAAUGGAAGCAAGUUAAACAAAUUCCAGAGAGUGUACAGCGUAUGCAAGUUGAGGAAUGUACCGUCGAGCACUUCCAACAAUGUGACAUCGUUUUCUCUGGUCUCGAUCACGACGUCGCUGGCCCAAUUGAAGAUGCCCUUAGAAAUGCACACGUUGCUGUGUUUUCCAACGCUAAGAACUACCGCCGCGAUCCACUCGUACCGCUCGUUGUUCCACUCAUAAACACUUCCCACUACAGCGUGUUGCCAGCCCAGCAGAAGUCUUUGGGUCUCACUAAAGGCUACAUUGUCGCCAACGCCAACUGCUCCACUACAGCCCUCGUUGUCCCGCUCGCCGCACUCGAAAAGGCGUUCGGUCCACUUGAGCAAGUCCAAGCCACAACUCUCCAGGCUAUCUCCGGCAGUGGCUACCCCGGUCUUCCUAGUCUCGACAUACUCGACAAUGUCGUCCCAUACAUUGGCAGCGAGGAGGACAAGAUGGAGUGGGAGACGUACAAGAUCCUCGGUGGGGUGAGCGCGCAAAAUGAUGCAUUCGACUACCACGCACAAUCCCCGCUCACAGUCUCAGCUACGUGCAACCGCGUGCCUGUGAUCGAUGGUCACACUGUGUGUGCAGGUGUAAAAUUUGCAUCUAAGGUGAAACCAUCACCGCAGCAGGUCAUGGAAGCUUUGUCGGCUUACACCUGCGAUGCUCAGCACGUAGGAGCUCCUUCUGCCCCACAACAGGUCAUCACCGUCCACCAAGAACAAGAUAGACCUCAGCCACGCCUCGACAGAGACCACCAGAACGGCGCGGGUGUGAACGUCGGUCGCGUUAGAGGGGACGCCCUCUUCGAUAUCAAGUUUGUCGUUCUCGCUAAUAACGUCCAAAUCGGCGCUGCUACUUCAUCUGUCAUGAAUGCAGAGGUAGCUGCGUUACAGGGGUAUGUAUAA